CUGGGCCCCCUCCUUGCGGCUCCGCCCCGCCCCGGCCCUGUUCGCGCGCCGUGCUGAUCUUCGCCGAGACCGGGAGAAGGCCGGCUGGCUAUGCCUCCCGCCCGCCCGCAGCCUCUGGGGAGCAGCCGGGGGCCGGGGGCGCCGCGCCGUGAGGCCAGGGCCUAGCGUCCGUCUCGCCCCGCGCCCACUGCGGCCGCCAUGGCCUGCGCCGCCCGGGCGCGCUCGGGAGACCGGGCGCUGCGCGGGCUGCUGCUGCUCUGCCUCUGGCUGCCGAACGGCCGCGCGUCCGGGCCGCCGCUGUCCGAGCUGCACGCGCAGCUGUCGGGCGUGCAGCAGCUGCUGGAGGACUUCCGUCGGCAGCUGCAGCGGGAGCCGCCGGCCGAGGAGCUGGAGCUCGAGCUGCGAGCGGGCGGAGGCCCGCGGGAGGGCUGCCCGGGCGCGGGCGGCGACGGCUACAGAGCGCUCCCGGACGCCAUCAUCCGCACCAAGGACUCCCUGGCGGCGGGCGCCAGCUUCCUGCGGGCGCCGGCGGCCGUGUGGGACUGGCGGCAGUGCGUGGCGGCCUGCUGCGCCGAGCCGCGCUGCUCCGUAGCGGUAGUCGAGCUGCCCCCGCGGCCCGCGCCCCCGGCCGCCGCGCUAGGCUGCUUCCUCUUCAACUGCACGGCGCGCGGCCGCAGCGUCUGCAAGUUCGCUCCCCACCGCGGUUACCGCAGCUACCGUCUCCGCCGGACGCCGGACGCCGAGCAGGGCGGCCUCGGACCCGGAGCCCUGGUCCGGGCCACCUCGGGGGCCUCGCCAGAGCUGGACCAAGAUGCACCUCCACUUAGCAAGGCUGGACAGGAUGUGGUUUUGCAUCUGCCCACAGAUGAAGUGAUUCUAGAUGGCCGCGAAAGCUCAGAUGACCAUGCCAUUGUCCAGUAUGAGUGGACUUUGCUACAAGGCGACCCAUCAGUGAACAUGAAGGUACAAAAUGGGCUGACUUCAGAGGUUGCUGGAAGCAGAGGAAGAGGGUUUUCAGCCUCCCAUAGCAAAGCACUGAAGGUGCCUCACCCAGGAACCCUGAAGCUGUCCCACCUACAGGAAGGAAUGUACACCUUGCAGCUGACCGUGACUGACACUGUGGGUCAGAGAAGCUCAGACAAUGUGUCGGUGACAGUGCAUCCCAGGACCUCCUCGCCACCAGGAGGAUGCUUGAACAUUUGCUUGCGCUACCACUUCUUCUGUGAUGACGGCUGCUGCAUUGACAUCACCCUGACAUGUGACGGAGUGCGGCAAUGUCCUGAUGGAUCUGACGAGGAUUUCUGUCAAAAUUUGGGCCUUGACCGAAAGCUGGUGACUCACACAGCAGUGAAUCCUGCCCUGCCAGGCACCACAGGGCUAAUCGCAAAUGCUGGGGAGGACUCACAGUUGGAAAAGUCCCAGAAACCCACACCACCCAACCUGCCAGCUACCUUAUCAAGCACAGAGAAGAAUCACUCUGCCUUGGGGGAACCAGAGAGUCAAAUCAGUCCUGUGAUGCCAGAUACCAGUUCCCUGGGGAAGAACAGAAAUGAGGAAAAUUUUAUUUUUGAGUCCAAGAGCCAUCGAAGAAGGGGGGAACACCCAGCUCCUGAAGCAGGUGCGGUGCUGCCCCUGGCUUUGGGUUUGGCCAUCACUGCUUUGCUGCUUCUCAUGGUUGCUUGCCGACUACGACUGGUGAAACAGAAACUUAAGAAAGCCCGUCCCAUUACAUCUGAGGAAUCUGACUACCUCAUAAAUGGGAUGUAUCUGUAGUAAAUAUAACUUAAACAGCUUGGGCAAGGACAUGUUUUGCUUAUAAUUUAUUCUUUAUAUUAAGUUCUGGUGUUUACAACCUCUUAUUUUUAAUUAGGCUAGAAGAUUCUUCAAAUUGCAAACCUUUGUCUUUAUUUAUUGUAGAUUUUCCUUAGGGAGUAUGUGAAAUACCUUGAAAUGUAGGGAGGAAUUCAUGUGAUUAAAGAUGUCUACCAACCUGAUUCUGAUUUACUAACCUGUCCCUGGAAACAAAAAUUUGUAGUUAGCUGAGAGUAAAAAGAAAAGGUAUGUCAAGAUGUGGCCUUGGGAUAGUGGUGCUCACCCUUCUUUUUUGAGAAGCCAACACUGGCCCUUGGCAGUGCUGGGCCACAUUAAGCCAGCUUCCCCUCAUUUUGUGGCCCUGUUUUCCUUUAAUCUUGAAUGUUCUUUUUCUUUUCCCCUCCAAAACCUGUUUUUGACAGUGGAUCUCAAGUGAGUUUACCUUUUCAGAUGUCAUGUAUGGCAGGUGUGUGUAAAUUAUAAGCCUUCUCAACAGGUCACUGAUGCCUCACGGGACAGGAAUGUAGGUUCUUUCCAGUGCUUCUGAUAUCACAGCAUGUAGUUGGCUGCCUCCUUAAGCUGAUCUUUGGAGAAAAUAAAAAACAGAUUUUGGAUUAGGAACAGCUCUAAGACAGUUAUAAAGUAAGAUCAGAAGCAGAGAAUAUGGUGGGCCAAAAAUUUUAACAGAAACUUAGCUGAGGGCAAAGUAAGGACAUUUAAUACUCAGCUAUAGCUGGUCAACACUGCACCAUGGUCCAUAGCAAGCAAUUCAUUUAUGUAGUCAUCAGUUUUCAACAUUAUUCUUUGUUAAUGAAAAAGAAAAAUGUAAAUUCUAAACCAGAACAUCAAGUAGAUUUUUGCAUACAGCUUUUAUUAAAAAUGUACCAUGAAGUACCAGCAGAUCCAAUGGAAUGUCAGGUUUUUUCUAAUACUUUUUAAUGCUAUAAAAUGUUUUAACAGCAAUGCACAUUAGCACAUACCUGUAAUCCCAAUACUGUGGGAGGCUAAGGCAGGAGGAUCCCAACUUUGAGUCUCACCUAGGCAACUUAGACACUGCCUCAAAAUAAAAAAUAAAAAGGUCCAGGGAUGUAGCUCAGUGGGAAGACUCUGACUUCAAUACCUAGUAUUCACUCCACAAAAAAUGUUUUAAUGUACAAUCAUUUAAUGCCAGGCUUAUGUAUUUCCAGAGCAGGGAACAGUUUUCAUCCUUACAGAUUCAUCCUUACCGAAAUCUGACAGCUAGCUUAACAUCUUUCCCCUUUUAAAUUUGUAGCCAUUUAAAGCCAAAUUAUUCUCAUCAUAGCUUAAAGUCAGUGUGUAUACAUUCUAGAAAUUAUUCUAAGAGGAAUGUAUAGUGCGGUGCCUGUCUACCUUAAAUGAUGUUCCUAUUUAUACUUUUUCUUUUUAUCAUAAAUGGCACAUUUUUUAAAAACACUUGAAAAACACUCUACUUAAAACUAAGUAGGUGGUUAAUUUGGGUGGUGGGAUAUAACAUAUCAACAUUAACAAGUGGAAAGUUCUAGAAAAACAAAGAAAUUGAGCAUCAUUUUUUCCUGUGAAAUUCCAAUUGAGCAAUGAUUUAAAUUUCUUGAGGGCAGUUUAUGAGAUGGGUAUGAAUGAAUUUAAGAUGUCUGUACUCUCUAUGUGAUACUGUGCAGUUUGUUUUUAUAUAGAAGGAUAUCAUCUAUAGCCAUACCCAAUAAAAUAAAAACUGAUAAGGCAUGCAUCUUUAGCAUAUCUUUUAUACAUGAGGAAAUUAAAUAGAACUUAGUAUGCUAUGGUGUUGAAAUACUUGGGAAGAGUUGACCCAUGUGUAUGUAUGCAACAUUCCUUUAAUAAAUUGUAUUUUAUUCUUAAGCCUAUAAAAAUAUUUUACUAUAAACCUGUAAGUUAUUGAUAUUGA
Messenger RNA from Heterocephalus glaber (naked mole-rat), 3715 nucleotides. RefSeq names its product LDL receptor related protein 11 (gene Lrp11). Lineage: Eukaryota; Metazoa; Chordata; Mammalia; Rodentia; Bathyergidae. Gene Ontology annotation, molecular function: protein binding. The record is from RefSeq and is a predicted model, not a curated record.